UGAAGGUGUGUCGGAAUUCUUGCUCGGAAGAAAACGAGGCGGGACUAGUCUCCUGCAGUCCUGACUGUGUUCACCUUUGACUCUCGGAGUAGUUGAGGCGCACUUCAGUGACACGAGCUAUGUGAGCGCGAGAGCGUUACGCGAAAAAACAUACCAUAGCAGCAGCUGCCAGGUCGUCUAAAUAUUGUAGUUUCGAUCAAGCGUUCGAUCCACUGUACGUCAAGACAUUGUUUAAGAUUUCCGAGACUAUAGCCAAGAAUUUUGAAAAAGGAUGUCGUCUGUUAUAGGGAAGUUCCGCAUGUUCGUGCCUGCAGCGACUGCAAAGCCGAGUCCUGCGAUUGGCCAAGCAUUGGGACCUCUGGGAAUCAACAUGAUGAACUUCACCAAGGACUUCAACACGCGCACAUCUUAUGGCUGGUUUGUGUGCAAGUGCACUGUGCACACUGACACUCCUCGGAGGUGAAUCAGGUGCCCGGGCGGGCUCACUGCGCAGGAUCCAUAACCUAACCGAACCACACUCCUUCAAUCAAUUCUUUGGACGAAAGAAAACCUGAACAAGUUAAGUAGAGCUAUCCAUGCUCUUGUUUUUCAUAAUAUCAUGCUAUGAAACUAUGUGUCAAGAAGAGGCUUGUUGCACAGCUAGUGCUUGCUGUCGCUAGUUUCCCUUGUUUUCUGGCGUUGACUCUAAAAACUCAGAGUUCGACCCGAGGUGCCCCUUCAAGUGACCCUGUUUCCGAAGACGGAUAAGAGUUUUCGCUACCUGAUUCGGUCACCGAGCACCAAGUGGUUUCUACACCGCGUCGCUAGGUUACCGAUGGCCGCACCAGUUGGCUUCGGAAAUAUCACGCUAAAAGAGCUCUAUCAUAUCGCAGAAGCUAAGUCACAGGACCCGCAGUGGAUUGGAGUACCACUGCGGACGAUCUGCUUAGCCGUUCUAGGAACGUGCAAAGGCAUGGGCAUCCGUGUAACGCGAGAACGACUGCAAGAGUUCAGCAAGCGCGAUGAAGUCCGAGUUUGGGACCUGGAGAAACUGAGAAAAGAGCUCCGCACACGAAAGAAAAACAAGGCCAGAGGCGCGGCAAAAAAGAAGUAAACAAAAACAUAAGUAGUAGUAAGGCUGGAGGUUCAUCAUUUUGGUUCCCCGGUGGGACGAAUGUAAAGAUGCGCUUGCGGUUCGUACUAUGGCGAAGUCUCUACAUGAUUCGCGGCAAAUGCGACGAGAAGAGGAUCGUUUGUUCUGCGG
Amoebophrya sp. A25 is the source of this 1243-nucleotide messenger RNA. The record is from the annotation of a GenBank genome assembly. NCBI's taxonomy places the organism in Eukaryota, Dinophyceae, Syndiniales, Amoebophryaceae.